AUGAGGGGACUGCAGCCUGGUGUGGCCCUGCCUGAGGCUCUGGAGCUGGAGCAGUGCCAGCCUCACAUGUUGUACGACCAUAUUUGGACGGAGGAGGAGCCUUUGAUGAUUUCCACUGUGAUGGCUGAGAGCCCACCAGCUGAGGGUGCUUCCCCACCUCAGGGUGAAACCAGCACCCACGUGACGGUCCACACUCUGUUUCUGAGUGGGCUGAAGCAGAAAUACAGGCAGUUCCUCAGACAGUCAGACGGAGCCAUCGUUGAGGUGGUCGGCGACGUGGACUUGGAGCAGAGGCCGCGGUCAGAGCUCCCCGGACAGACCUCAGCCAAACAGCAGCUCCGCAAGAGAAAGAACGUGUUUGGACGCGCCCGUCGUGUUGAACCAGUGAGAGGAGGGUGUGGCACCAGCUUUGCUCUUCAAGAUCUCAGCUAA
Molecule: messenger RNA, 432 nt
Organism: Knipowitschia caucasica
Lineage: Eukaryota; Metazoa; Chordata; Actinopteri; Gobiiformes; Gobiidae
Source: the annotation of a GenBank genome assembly